AUGUACGGUGGUUAUGGUUAUGGUAAUAAUAUGAAUAUGAAUAUGAAUGCAGAAUUAAGAUCUGAUAUGUGGAUUCAACAAAAUAUUCCUGGUGGAUUAAACAGUCCUCUUGGUGAACGAUUAGAUAAUAUGAUGGGUGGAAAUUCAAAUCCAACAUACGGUCAAAUAUAUGGUGGUGCACCAGGAGUUGGUGGUUACGGUGGCGGAUAUGGUCGUGGAUAUGGUUAUUCAUAUUAUUGA
Adineta steineri is the source of this 240-nucleotide messenger RNA. The record is from the annotation of a GenBank genome assembly. NCBI's taxonomy places the organism in Eukaryota, Metazoa, Rotifera, Eurotatoria, Adinetida, Adinetidae.